Chanos chanos (milkfish) is the source of this 2438-nucleotide messenger RNA. RefSeq names its product amyloid beta (A4) precursor protein b (gene appb). NCBI's taxonomy places the organism in Eukaryota, Metazoa, Chordata, Actinopteri, Gonorynchiformes, Chanidae. Gene Ontology annotation, cellular component: early endosome; cell surface; membrane raft. The transcript has 18 exons. Gene Ontology annotation, molecular function: signaling receptor activator activity; heparin binding; serine-type endopeptidase inhibitor activity. Gene Ontology annotation, biological process: central nervous system development; axonogenesis. The coding region runs from base 123 to 2417 and encodes 764 amino acids. The record is from RefSeq and is a predicted model, not a curated record.
CGCUCUCCAUCAUACAUUUGAAAAGACAUUAACAACUAAACGGAGCAGACGACAAAAUAGUGAAUCCGCAGUAUAAACCCUGACACACUCCGUACCGGACGUGCUGCCAAAGGGAAUACAACAUGGGCGAGCAAACGGUAUUGCUAAUGUUGAUGGUGGCGACCUUGUCGCUGGCUACUGAGGUGCCAUCAGAUGACUCAGUGGGUUUGCUGGCGGAACCUCAAGUGGCCAUGUUCUGUGGUAAACUCAACAUGCACAUCAACGUCCAGAAUGGCAAAUGGGAACCCGACCCCUCUGGUACCAAGAGCUGCAUUGGCACCAAGGAAGGCAUCCUGCACUACUGCCAGGAGGUCUAUCCUGACCUGCAGAUCACUAACGUGGUGGAGGCCAACCAGCCCGUCAGUAUCCAGAACUGGUGCAAGAAAGGCCCCAGGCAGUGCCGCAGUCAUGUACACAUUGUAGUGCCCUACCGCUGUCUGGUUGGAGAAUUUGUGAGCGAUGCCCUCUUGGUCCCUGAUAAGUGUAAGUUUCUGCAUCAGGAGCGUAUGGACAUGUGUGAGAGUCACCUGCACUGGCACACAGUAGCCAAGGAGUCCUGUGGGGAGCGCUCCAUGAAUCUCCAUGACUAUGGGAUGCUGUUGCCAUGCGGCAUAGACCGUUUCCGGGGAGUUGAGUUUGUAUGCUGCCCAGCGGAGGCGCAGCGGGAAUCAGACAGUGAGGAGCUGGAGGAGGCCAACUCAGAUGUGUGGUGGGGAGGUGCGGAGGCUGAAUACGCAGACAGCAGCAUGCCCAAAGAGCCAGCAGUCACAGAACCCGCCGAACAGGAGCCUGCCGUGAUUGAGGAUGAUGAGGACGUCAAUGAUGAAGAGGAGUGGGAUAACGAUGAGGACGGUGAUGGAGAGGAGGAUGAAGAUGAAGUUGAUGAUGAUGAGGAGGAGGAGGAGGACGAAGACACCACCAGCGAACACGACACCAGCGAACAAACCUCCAAUGUUGCCAUGACUACCACCACCACCACGACCACAGAGUCUGUCGAGGAGGUUGUGCGAGCGGUGUGCUGGGCUCCGGCUAGGACAGGGCCGUGUCGGGCCAAGCUGCCCCGCUGGUACUUUGUGGCGGGGAAAGGCCGCUGCGCCCCCUUCACCUUUGGGGGCUGCGGGGGCAACCGCAAUAACUUUGAGUCGGAGGAGUACUGCAUGUCCGUGUGCGGCAGCAGUGUGUUACCUACAAUGGCACCCAGCCCUCCCGAUGCCGUGGACCGGUACCUGGAGGCCCCAGGGGACGUGAACGAGCACACCCACUUCCAGAAGGCCAAGGAAAGUCUUGAGGCCAAGCACAGAGAGAGAAUGUCUCAGGUGAUGAGAGAAUGGGAGGAGGCAGAGAGGCAGGCUAAGAGUCUUCCUCAUGCUGACAAGAAAGCAGUCAUCCAGCACUUCCAGGAGAAGGUGGAGGCUCUGGAACAGGAGGCAGCCAAUGAGAGACAGCAGCUGGUAGAAACUCACAUGGCUCGUGUAGAGGCUCUGCUCAAUGACCGCCGUCGCCUGGCUUUAGAGAGCUACCUCACCGCCCUGCAGGCAGACCAGCCCCGGCCUCGUCAGGUCUUCAGCCUGCUGAAGAAGUACGUCCGCGCCGAGCAGAAGGACAGACAACACACUCUCAAACACUUUGAGCACGUUCGCAUGGUCGAUCCUAAGAAAGCGGCUCAGAUUCGACCCCAGGUGAUGACCCACCUGCGUGUGAUUGAGGAGCGUAUGAACCAAUCUCUUGGGUUCCUCUACAAGGUCCCUAGAGUGGCCAAUGAAAUCCAAGACCAAGUAGAGGCUUUAAUCCAGAGGGACCAGGCAGAGGUGGUUCAGCAGCUGUCCUCUCUGCAGUCUGACAUGAGGGUGAGCUACGGGAAUGACGCUCUGAUGCCUGAUCUGCCAGACAGCACCACCCCUCUGGAUAUGCUGCCCCCAGAGCAGGACGGCCUGGGUUUCAUCCACCCUGAGAGCUUCAACCAGGCCAACACCGAUAACCACGUUGAACCAGUCGACGCCCGUCCCGCUCCAGACAGAGGGCUCCCGACUCGUCCUGGCUCUGGGUUAAAGCCAGAGGAGAUGCCGGAGGUGCGGAUGGAUACCGAGGAAAGACACAGCGCUGGUUAUGAAGUUCAUCACCAGAAACUGGUGUUCUUUGCUGAGGACGUGAGCACCAAUAAGGGAGCGAUCAUUGGGCUGAUGGUGGGUGGCGUGGUAAUAGCAACAAUCAUCGUCAUUACUCUCGUUAUGCUGAGGAAGAAGCAGUACACAUCCAUUCACCAUGGUGUCAUAGAGGUGGACGCUGCAGUGACCCCAGAGGAACGUCACCUGACCAGGAUGCAGCAGAAUGGCUAUGAGAACCCUACUUACAAGUUCUUUGAGCAGAUGCAGAACUAAAGAACCAUAUCAGAACUUGUG